AAGGCUACUGCAUCACGACUGCGCAUCGGACAUGCGCAGAUAUUCUCGGCGCGCUAUCGUGCGCCUAUAUAAUCAGUGACUGAAUAAACCGAUCGUUCUUCUUGUUCUGGCCAUCAUGCUGUAUCGUCGUCCUUGCUAGUUACAUGGUGUCAGAAGUGGCCGCCGCGGACCGAAGCACGGCAGCAACGGCGCGGAAUCGCCAUGGACCUACUGAAGCCGCCGGAGCCAUUGCGCCUAUCGGGCAACGUGUCUGAAAAUUGGAAGCGCUUCAAGCAAAGGUUCGAGCUUUUUCUGCAAGCAACGGCAGUCGAGAAGGCCCCGAGAAGUGACGCCUCGAAAGUGGCACUCUUGCUGAGCUUCGCGGGAGACGAAGUGCUCGACAUCUUCAACAACUUUCAGUACGGCCCCGAAGAAAGCAAGGAAUGUUACGACACGGUCGUGCAGAAGUUCGACGCCUACUUCUCCGAGUAUAUUCCUGGGAAGCACCUUGUUCUUGCUGACAUGUUGUCCCGGUCAACUGCUGACAACCAAGACGAGGCUGGUGCUACUACCGACGUGGAAGUUCACGCAAUCCAGCUUCUAGGUUACCGUGUCACAGAAGCAACGCAGAAAGAACUGCAAGCGGCAACGGCUCGUGACCGCUACCUACAGUCGGUGAUCGCAAGUUUGUCGGUGGGGCUUCCAGUACAAGGUGAACUAAAGCCUUUUGAGCAAGAACUCUCAUUUGUCAACGGAAUACUUUUAAAGGCGUCGAAGGUUGUUAUUCCGAUAAGCAUGCGACAAACUAUGCUUGAAAAAAUCCAUGCAGGUCACCUCGGCAUGCAAAAAUGCAAAGAAAGGGCCAGACGCCUCGUGUUUUGGCCGGGGCUUAACGCUGAGAUUGCUUCCAUGGUGCAACUUUGUCCUACAUGCCGCAAGUAUGCUUACAAACAGCCCAAGGAAGCGCUUCAAAUGCGGCCCGUGCCAGGUUGUGCAUGGCAUAGAGUUGGAGCUGAUAUUUUUUCGUUUGCGGGGGACUCGUACAUCGUUGUCUUUGACGCCUUAUCAAACUUUCCGGAAGUUCAGAAACUACCUGACAUGUCGGCGCAAUCAACCAUCGCAGCACUGAGCGCUAUUUUUGCCAGAUUUGGCGUGCCCGUCGAAGUAUGUACUGAUAACGGCCCACAAUUUUCCAGCCAUGAAUUUCUUUUGUUUUCAAGGAAGUACGACUUCACGCACGUCACUUCAAGCCCUCAUUAUCCGCAGUCAAACGGGCUUGCGGAAAAAGGUGUGCAGGUUGUGAAGCGCAUCUUGAAAAAAACUGCAGAUUCGGGCGACGACUUCUGGCUGGGCCUGCUGGCCUACCGCUCUACCCCACUGGAGGACGGGCGAUCCCCUGGUGAACUACUGCAAGGAAGGCGCCUUCGCGCCAACCUCCCGGACUUCAGUGCGGUGACCGCAACCGACGUCAAAAAGCACAGCCAGGCCCAAGGGGGAAGACCUUUGCCUCCUCUGCAGAAGGGUGUCGUCGUGAGGCUCAGAGACGCUGCAUGGUCCCGAAAAGCUCAAGUGGUGGGUUCGCCAUAUCCAAGGUCCUACCUUGUCAAAACGGAGGACCAGAAGCUGUUAAGGCGCAACCGUCGUCACCUACUUCAAACUGGCGAACGGUUCAUCGAGGAAAGCGACGACGACAUUGAUACCAGCCCAGCGGACAACGUUGGUGGCCAUCCGACAGUGGCAACUUCAACCUCGCCAGCCAACGGCCGACGUCGCGAAGUUCCGACGUCGGGCGACCCUUCGCCACCUGUGGUGCGUCAGUCAACUCCACCACCGACGCCAGCUUUGAGAAGGUCGACUCGAACCGUGAAGCCACCACAGCGUCUUCAUUAUGACAAGGACUUUAACCAAGUGUCUGAUAUCGUUUUUUGAAGUGCCAUGUACUUACCACUGUUUCGGUGGGUGUGUAAUUUCUUUGUUAACGGAAAGGAUGUAUCCGGCAAGGCUACUGCAUCACGACUGCGCAUCGGACAUGCGCAGAUAUUCUCGGCGCACUAUCGUGCGCCUAUAUAAUCAGUGACUGAAUAAACCGAUCGUUCUUCUUGUUCUGGCCA
Messenger RNA from Rhipicephalus sanguineus (brown dog tick), 2090 nucleotides. RefSeq lists its product as uncharacterized. Gene Ontology annotation, biological process: DNA integration. The transcript is spliced from 2 exons. Gene Ontology annotation, molecular function: nucleic acid binding. Bases 202 to 1908 code for a protein of 568 amino acids. Lineage: Eukaryota; Metazoa; Arthropoda; Arachnida; Ixodida; Ixodidae. The record is from RefSeq and is a predicted model, not a curated record.